Messenger RNA from Megalobrama amblycephala (Wuchang bream), 3865 nucleotides. Its product is annotated as polypeptide N-acetylgalactosaminyltransferase 13-like. Gene Ontology annotation, cellular component: Golgi apparatus. NCBI's taxonomy places the organism in Eukaryota, Metazoa, Chordata, Actinopteri, Cypriniformes, Xenocyprididae. Bases 1 to 1434 code for a protein of 477 amino acids. The record is from RefSeq and is a predicted model, not a curated record. The transcript has 11 exons.
AUGAUGAUGAAAGAGUUCUUCCAACGAAAGGAGGACGACCGGAACUGUAAGACGAAGACAUACCCCGAUGACCUUCCAAACACCAGCAUUGUGAUCGUGUUUCAUAAUGAGGCAUGGAGUACACUCCUAAGAACCAUACACAGCGCCAUAAACCGCUCGCCCAGACACCUGCUGCUUGAGAUACUACUGGUGGAUGAUGCCAGCGAGAGAGAUUUUCUAAAGAAGAAAUUGGAAGACUAUGUUACAACUCUAGAGGUUCCAGUACGAAUUUUGAGGAUGGAACAGCGAUCCGGUUUGAUUCGAGCACGGUUGAGGGGGGCAGCUGCCACGCGAGGGCAGGUCAUCACCUUCCUGGACGCCCACUGUGAGUGCACUGUAGGGUGGCUAGAACCGCUGCUGGCCCGAAUCAAAGAGGACAGGAGGGCUGUGGUCUGCCCUAUCAUUGAUGUCAUCAGUGAUGAGACAUUCGAGUAUAUGGCCGGCUCAGAUAUGACCUAUGGGGGAUUCAACUGGAAACUCAACUUUAGAUGGUAUCCAGUUCCACAGAGAGAGAUGGAUCGACGCAAGGGGGACCGAACCCUUCCUGUUAGAACUCCCACGAUGGCAGGAGGUCUGUUCUCAAUUGACCGAACUUAUUUUGAAGAGAUCGGCACUUAUGAUUCAGGAAUGGACAUAUGGGGAGGGGAAAAUCUUGAGAUGUCUUUUCGGAUCUGGCAGUGUGGAGGAUCUCUAGAGAUAGUUACAUGUUCUCAUGUAGGGCAUGUAUUCCGGAAGGCCACACCAUACAGCUUUCCUGGUGGAACUGGUCAGGUGAUCAACAAGAACAACAGACGACUGGCUGAAGUCUGGAUGGAUGAGUUCAAAGAUUUUUUCUACAUCAUCUCGCCAGGUGUGGUUCGGGUGGAUUAUGGAGAUGUUUCUUCUCGGAAGGCUUUGAGGGAAACUCUGAAGUGUAAACCAUUCUCAUGGUACCUGGAGAACAUCUACCCCGACUCUCAGAUUCCACGCAGAUAUUACUCACUCGGGGAGAUCAGAAAUGUUGAGACAAAUCAGUGUGUGGAUAACAUGGGCCGUAAAGAGAAUGAAAAGGUUGGCUUCUUCAACUGUCAUGGAAUGGGUGGCAACCAGGUGUUCUCAUAUACUGCUGACAAAGAGAUCCGUACUGAUGACCUGUGUCUGGAUGCAUCACGGCUUAAUGGACCUGUUGUUAUGCUGAAGUGCCACCACAUGAAAGGAAACCAGAUGUUUGAAUAUGAUGCAGAGUAUGUUGGCAAAUGGGAGUAUGACUUUAAGCGGCUGACUCUGCUCCAUGUGAAUAGUAACCAGUGUCUGGACAUGCCUUCUGAAGAGGAUAAGAUGGUUCCCACUCUCAGAGACUGUAGCGGCCGGCGGUCACAGCAGUGGAUCCUGAGGAACAUGACUCUAAGUGUCUGACAGAGCCAGCAACCUCCAGAUCAGACCUGAAUCUCGGCACUCGCAACACAACACGAGUCCUGGAGUCAGGUUUAUGGCCUUCUUCACAGCUCUGUGAACUGUCAUUUUCUGGUUCAUGAUCAAGUUCAUCCAGGCCUUGAUCGGAAGAACCACACACAGCCCAUUUACUGACCCAUUUGUGACCAGGCUUGUGUCUCUGUUGAUGUCUGGACUGCAUUCUUUAGCUUUCAGAUUCACUGGUCUGGGGUCAGAUCACAGCCCAUGACCAUCUUGGCAAGGUUUUAACGCAUGCUGUCUCUGAUAUGAGCAUGUGUCACUGGCUAUCUAUGCUGCUCAUCCUGUGUGGGAGUUCUGAUGCCUCUUAAUAUCCUCCACGUCAUAUCUUUGACAGUAGCCCAUAUGUUUCUUCAGAGAUGGAGUGAUUGUGUCAGCCUCCACUGUGCUGAAAUGCAUUUAACACUGGGCAGAAUCUUCAGCUCCACUUUCUUUACAGCACCUGAAGGGAUUGUGUGUUUGUCAGUGGAUUAUAUGGCGACAAUAUUACUUGCUGCUGUUUCUCAAAAAUAUCUUGAUCUCUUUCAGCGAGGCUGCAAUAUAUACUUGACCUGCCUUAAGGAAACUUGAUCAGAAAAGCACAUUUGCUUUUUGUUUUGUUUGUUUGUUCGUUUGUUUGUUUCAUGAACAGUGCUGGGUAGUAACUUGGAUAUGUCAUUUGGAUUACGUAUUCAGAUUCCAAAAAAAACAAAUACUUGUAAUUAGAUUAAUUGAUUCUCCCCAAUUCUUCUUUUUUAUCUUUCAGAUUUUCCUUUUUCAAAAGUUUUGUGGAAUUGCACACACAGACCGGCUAUGGAUCAGGCUACUAUAAUUACAUGGGAAAUUGAGAAGCCACAGAGCAUAAACAAAUAAAACAUAUAAUCUUUUUUUUAAUUUGUGUUUUUUUAUUAUUAUUAGUAGUAGUAGUAUUUUCAGAUUAUUUAUUUUUUUAUAUUUUAACUUUUUAUAAUUUAAUUAAUUAUUAGCUUUUCAUAAAUUUAUGAACACCCUGCAGUUUCUUCCUAAACCCUAGUUUGGGAAACCCAGACACAAUGUAAAGUUUAAAAAUGUAAGAUUAUACUAUUCAAACCAAUGUUAUAAAAAAGUUAGGUCAAAAUUAGUCGAAAAGUAAUGUAUUGUGAAAUGUGUAAAUAGAUUAUGUUACUAAAUACAAAUUGUAUCAUUUAAUUUGUAUUCAGUAAGGGACUACAAUUUGUAAGUAAUCUCCCUGGCACUGUUCAUGAAUUAAAGUUUUUUUUUUUUUUUUUUUUUUUUUUUAUUAACAGCAGCUCAUUUUGAGGUUGCAUUUCAUCAUAAUGCAUAGUACAGUUUAUGUGAUUUAUGGGUGUAUGAUUUAUCUGUAUUGUAUUUAGUUCAUCUGAUUUUAGUUUGAUAAUAAAAUCUUGGAAAUUGUACAUUUUCAUAAUAAAAUUGAACCAUAUCACAUUUUAUCAGGUCCACAUGCAAAAAAGUGGCUUCAUAUUUAACCCCAAAUCAGAGACAGUAAGAAAGUGUAGUCCAUUUUAGGACUUUUUUUUUUUUCUCGUGAAUUUGGAGUAAAAUAUGACCUGGACAUUUCUUUUUUUUUUUUUUCAGGGUAUUUACCUACCAAGUGUCCAUUUUUUAUUUUUAUCUAACAUUUCUAGAAAAUGUAGUGAUUGUGUGUCUACAUUUGGUAAUGUGCUAUCAUUUGUGUAUAAAGCAUUGUAGGCAGCAGCAUCUCAUAGGCAAAACUAAAACAAAUCAUUUGAAGCCAUCAUCAUCAUCUCCAUAACCACAGGUGUGUGUGACUGAUGGAUGCUUCUGGACACACAACUGUACAAAUUAUGAACUAGACCUUUUUGAGCAUUGAUGUACAUAUUAAAGCAAAUAUUUUUUUAAGAUGAAAUCUAAAAACUCCAGUGGAAAAAUUGAUACUGCUGUGAUACUGCUUGGUGUAUAUAAAAUAUGUUUGAAAAUUACUGUACAGCUUUAUUCCACUGCUACUGUAUGUACACAUCUAAUGCAUCCACCAUGUAUUGUUAGUGUUCUAUUAAUGUCUGUUUAACUCACACACACAAAAAAAAACUUAACUUUAAUAAUAUUGAUUCUUGAAUUGGGGGUAUAAGGGUUUGUGUAUUUAGUUAUUAAACAUGCACACAAUUGAGAGUGGUGUUAUAAAACUAUAUCUCAGUUAUUAAUAUGAACUAUCACAUGCAUGGUACAGUCUGACUCUGUACAUUUCUGUAUUUUUUUAAUCUUCAUAAAAAUGUGUGACUUUGUACUUGUCUUAAUGUUAACUGUUUGUACUUUCUUUCUUUUUCUUUUUUGUUACAACUUUUUUUGUCUCAACUGACCUCAUGUUUAAUAGAUUAAUGUAAUAGAACUGUUAACUGUAAUAAACAAAUGUUGUUAAAUG